This is a messenger RNA of Notothenia coriiceps (black rockcod), 1942 nucleotides long. Its product is annotated as glucose-6-phosphate translocase-like. Gene Ontology annotation, biological process: glucose-6-phosphate transport; phosphate ion transmembrane transport. The record is from RefSeq and is a predicted model, not a curated record. Gene Ontology annotation, cellular component: endoplasmic reticulum membrane. Gene Ontology annotation, molecular function: glucose 6-phosphate:phosphate antiporter activity. The coding region runs from base 8 to 835 and encodes 275 amino acids. The transcript has 6 exons. NCBI's taxonomy places the organism in Eukaryota, Metazoa, Chordata, Actinopteri, Perciformes, Nototheniidae.
GUAAAGAAUGAGUAAUUAUAAUAGUUUUAUUAAGCACACAUACAAGUGCACUUCCUGUAUUACACUGAUAUUUCCCUUUGCAUUGCAUAUAUCUGUCUGUUUGUGUACAGGAAACAGUGAGAGCACCCUGAAGGAGUUCCUCCUCUCCCCCUUCCUGUGGGUGCUGUCUCUGGGCUACCUGGUGGUGUUCGGGGUGAAGACGGCUGCCACUGACUGGGGACUGCUGUUCCUCAUUCAGGAUAAGGGCCAGACGGUCCUCAUGGGCAGCACCUACAUGAGUGCCCUGGAGGUGGGGGGCUUUGUGGGCAGCCUGGCAGCGGGCUUACUCUCUGACAGAGCUGUGUCUCGGCAAGGCUUGGGCACCCACGGAAACCCCCGCCACGGCCUGCUCCUCUUUAUGAUGAGCGGGAUGUGUGUGUCCAUGUACCUGUUCAGAGUCACCAUCACACCUGAAAUCCCCCAGGAGGCGCCUCUUUGGGUCCAAGUCAUUCAUCCUGUCUCUGUCCUCAUUGGUGUAUCAGAAAAAGAGAUCUGGAUCCUAUUCCUCGGUGCUAUGUUUGGAUUUUCUUCCUACGGACCAAUCGCCUUGUUUGGGGUGAUAGCCAGUGAAUGUGCUCCUCCGAAUUUCUGUGGAACCUCUCACGCUGUUGUGGCUCUGAUGGCUAAUGUGGGGGCGUUCAUGGCGGGGCUUCCCUUCAGCACUAUUGCCAAACAGCACAGCUGGGACAUGGCCUUCUGGGUAGCCGAGGUGAUAAUGGCCUCUGCCACCAUUGGCUUCUUCCUCGUACGCAACAUGCGCACCAAAAUGGGACGCAUCGCAGAGAAAAUGGACUAACGUGUCUUCCUGAAAUUAGAUGAAGGUUGAUAACAUGUUAUGUGACAAACGGCCUAUCACUAAAGACAGCUCCUUUUACAGAAUACUGCACAUUAAUACGUCAAUUUGAACAAAAAUACUGAUCGCCAUAUUUUUUCUGAUGAAUUGGGUUGAUGUAGAUGCUCCGGUGGGGUGAAGUCAUUAAACUACUUUAGAUAGAAUUACAUUACUUAAACUCAAUGCCAGGCAGAAAUAUGUAUUUUUUUACAGCCUGCAACAUUAAUUUAAACUAAACUUAUUCUCUGUACUUCGGAUACAAAAAGUCUGCCUUAUGACUCCUAAUGAACUUUAAAGGGUUUAAGUGUUUGUAUUUUGGAUGCACACUUAAUAUGAAAGGUUUAACUUCCAUUAUAAAAAUAAAAACUCAAUGUUUUUGAUCACCAUAAUGAUCAAAAAAUGAAAGAGCCAAGAGAGAUCUCUGUCGCAUAUGUACAAAUGUUCUUCUCCUGUUCAACCGCACAAAGAAAGUAGAUGUCUUCCAUUGAAAUGCUUCCAUUUAGUCAUAGAGGCAGUACUCACAUAGAGACCUUUCAGUUUAAUGGCAGCUGUACACUCAAAAGAACCUGGAUAUAGUGUAGUGUUGAGGCCUGUUGACAUCAGGUGGACGCAUGCUGCUCAUUGCGUACUUGCCUUCAGUGGAGGUCACUUCUCUUGAACUUAUUGAAUGUUUUCUGAUGGGCCUGUAUGAUCUAAACUAUUAUCUGUCUAGGUAUUUGCACACAUGUGUCUAGGUCAUUUUAUCAAUACAAACAAAUCAUCAUUUCACUGAAAUGAAGUCAUUGGAGAACAUGUUAUUUUUAUACGCAAUGUAAUGCUAGUUGAUGCAGAAUAACACUCGCCAGCUUUUGUGAUGCUUUCAAGGAUCACUCGAGGAGUUGUAUCACUGCCACUGUAGCUCUGUACAGACAUAAUAUAUUAACUUCCUCACCCAAAAAAUCUGAGUUGUCAACUUAACAAUUACUGUGAUUGUACAAUACAUAUGUUGUGCAGUAAUGUCUAAUUUGUUCGGUUUUUCUUCUGUAAACUGGCAAAACACAUGAAUAAACCUUCAAUAAGCUGCUAUUCCAA